This is a messenger RNA of Phytomonas sp. Hart1, 1066 nucleotides long. NCBI's taxonomy places the organism in Eukaryota, Euglenozoa, Kinetoplastea, Trypanosomatida, Trypanosomatidae. The record is from the annotation of a GenBank genome assembly.
AGAAGAAGUCCCAAAAAAGGUUAUUUUUAACACCAAAUGGAUCAAUUUGCCAUCACCGUUAGUUCAUUUGUGCAUAACUUGGAGAAUCUGCGUUUGCCCGUGAUUCCCUAUAACACUUAUGUGAAGACGGUUUGUAUCGGCAUCCCAAUAGCGGUUUUCCUGCACGACACCUCCAAAUAUUGGAUUCCAAAGUCCUUUAACCUCCCCAUCAUCACCUGGUUCCGCCGACGCUGGCUACAAGAACCCGAUGUAAAGCUCACGCAUCUCCGAAUCAUUCGUGAUUUCCUUCUUUUCGCCUUUUUCAUUGUUCUUCGCAUGGAUUCUAUUGCAAAUGAUGAGGUACAGCCUUCGGAUUAUGUCGAGCAGAGGCUGAUCAGCAGCACUGCGCAGCAUAGCCUUAGUGAGGAGAUUUACAAAGCACGCCAAAACGCCUUUAGCGCCGCGGACGAACUCCUCGGGGAGGUGGAGAUGAAUAUGGCAGGUGUUCAACAGCAACGGGAGGCCGCCCUCCGCCGGCGAUACCUCCACGACAGCCGCCUUUCAAAGUAAUAUAUAUAUAUAUAUAUAUAAAGGAGAUAUACAAGAGAACCAAAGAAACAAGAAAGUGGAAUUUAAUGGAUUAGAGCUCUCCUGAUGAGAUGCGGAGUGGCUCGAUACCCCCCUCCUAUUUCCUUUAUCCUUCAUGCAUUGUUUAUCAGCAUAGGUAUGGAAAAGAAUGAAAAAAGGAUAAAUGUUUCUCCAAACUCACCUUCAAAAAAAGGGGGGGAUAUUUCCCUUUCUAUUUGUGUUUAUGUCUCGUCUGAUGGCGAAAGAGAAUUUGUGGUAUUUUAUUCUUUAGAUAUGGUAGGAAAAUCGCAGAAGAUUUUUUUAAGUUGAAUUAUGCGUACGCAUAAAUAUUAAAAAAAGGCGUGUUAAAAAGUAUCGCAGAUGAUUUCUAAAGCUAACGGAGAAAAGCAGUAAAUGGUCUGAAGAUAUGAAGUGCAUAAAGGGAUAUUUUCAUGCCUAAUAACUGUUAGUCUAACAAUGAAAAUUAUACUGAAAGCUAGCUCAUAUAUGCAGAAAGAAG